AUGAUGACAUCAGAAAAAAACGCUCAAAUCAGCCAAGCCAGGGAAACGUUCCAAAUACUGUAUCAGAUAUCACAACUCCUCAGCACCGGUUUGGACACGGAAACCCUCACAAUAUGCAUCAGAUUGUGUGAAUUGGGCGUUGAUCCAGAAGUUUUGGCUCACGUUAUCAAGGAGAUACGAAAAAUGGGAGAAGCCACCGUACACGACAAACCAGCAAACUUACAAGUAUAA
Messenger RNA from Danaus chrysippus (African queen), 231 nucleotides. The record is from the annotation of a GenBank genome assembly. Lineage: Eukaryota; Metazoa; Arthropoda; Insecta; Lepidoptera; Nymphalidae.